Electrophorus electricus (electric eel) is the source of this 881-nucleotide messenger RNA. RefSeq names its product complexin 3a (gene cplx3a). Lineage: Eukaryota; Metazoa; Chordata; Actinopteri; Gymnotiformes; Gymnotidae. Gene Ontology annotation, cellular component: SNARE complex; terminal bouton. Gene Ontology annotation, molecular function: syntaxin binding. The record is from RefSeq and is a predicted model, not a curated record. Gene Ontology annotation, biological process: regulation of neurotransmitter secretion; neurotransmitter transport; synaptic vesicle exocytosis.
AUGGCGUUCAUAGUGAAACACGUAUUAGGGGAGAAGUUUAAGGAUAUCAGUGGCGGUCUUGCGGAGGAAAAACCCGAAGAUGAGAAGUCCGUGGCAGGAGCAAAAGGGAUGACGCAGGAAGAGUUCGUUCAAUAUCAACAACAGCUGGCCGAGGAAAAGAUGGAGCGAGAUGCCAACUUUGUUCAGAAGAAGGCAGAGAGAGCCACAGUUAGGACCCACCUUAGGGAUAAAUAUAGGCUGCCAAAGAGCAUGAUAGAUAAAACUCAGAUUGAGGUGGCAGGCAAAGACGUGGAGCUCCCUUUGGAGCUGGCUAAGAUGAUCGCUGAGGACAACGAGGAGGAGGAGAACCAGGACUCUUUCCUGGGUCAGCUGACCAACAUUCAAAAUAUUGAUAUUGACGAGCUGAAAGACAAAGCCCAGACCACUCUUGAAGAUCUCAAACAGUCAACUGAAAAGUGUGAUGUCAUGUGAACUAAACCCAUGUACACAAAGCUUUAGGGUGAGAGAGAGGAUCUAGGAUCAGAUGUUUCUUAACUUUCCUGAUCAAUAAUUUGCUUAAGCAUAAAAACAGAUUCUGAAACAACACAUUCCUUGCAAAAUAAUUUGAUCCCUUAGUCUCAGGGUUAGUGGUAAUGGCUUUAAUACAUGUAAAAGAUGCUGUAAUUGAUUAAGUACUGUGUGGCUCACUCAAAAUGAGAUCAAAUGUUUGCUAUAAGAGUUCUGAAACUGAGCCAUUGUAAUUUUGUUGUUUCAGUUGAUCAAUUGAUAAUGAUCAUAGGUACAUAGGCUACUUAAUGAUUUUUUUUCCUUCACUUGUAAUCUGUUUUCUGUUUAUUGAAGUAUGUCCUGAUGUAGCCUUUAAUCUGCCAGUAACCUAUGCA